AUGUCCGCAAAGUCCAUUACCGAAGCUGAUGGCAAGGCCAUCCUCAACUACCACCUCACCCGCGCCCCCGUCAUCAAGCCCUCUCCCCUGCCGAAGCCAACCACGCACAACGCUCCCCCAAGGCUCGCUUCUCUGUACUUCCCAGAGGACGCCGCUGUCGAGGAUGUCCUGAACCAGGCCGAGGUCACCUACCCAUGGCUGCUCCAGGACGGCGCCAAGUUCGUCGCGAAGCCUGACCAGCUGAUCAAGAGGCGAGGCAAGAGUGGUCUCCUGGCCCUGAACAAGACCUGGGCCGAGGCAAAGGCCUGGGUUGCUGAGCGCGCCGGAAAGCCCCAGAAGGUCGAGCACGUCGAGGGUGUCCUGCGCCAGUUCCUCGUCGAGCCUUUCGUGCCUCACCCUUCAGACACUGAGUACUACAUCAACAUCAACUCAGUCCGAGAUGGCGACUGGAUUCUCUUCACACACGAGGGUGGUGUUGAUGUCGGCGAUGUCGACGCUAAGGCCAAGAAGCUCCUGAUUCCCGUCGACCUCUCCCAGUACCCAACCAACGAGGAGAUCGCCAACGUUCUCCUCGCCGAUGUUCCCAAGGGUGUUCACAAUGUCCUGGUUGACUUCAUCACGCGGCUGUACGCUGUGUACGUCGACUGCCAGUUCACCUACCUCGAGAUCAACCCUCUCGUUGUCAUCCCCAACGAGAAUGCCACAUCCGCCUCCGUGCACUUCCUGGAUCUUGCUGCCAAGCUUGACCAGACCGCAGACUUCGAGUGUGGUGUCAAGUGGGCCAUCGCCCGGUCGCCUGCCGCUCUGGGUCUGACCAACGUUGCGUCCAAGUCCGGCUCCGUCAAUGUCGAUGCCGGCCCACCAAUGGAGUUCCCCGCUCCUUUCGGCCGUGAGCUGUCCAAGGAAGAGGCUUACAUUGCUGAGCUCGAUGCCAAGACCGGUGCUUCGCUGAAGCUGACUGUCCUGAACCCCAACGGACGUAUCUGGACCCUGGUCGCUGGUGGUGGUGCUUCAGUUGUGUACGCCGACGCCAUUGCCUCCGCUGGCUUCGCGGAUGAGCUCGCCAACUACGGUGAGUACUCUGGCGCGCCCACUGAGUCGCAGACCUUCCACUACGCCCGCACUGUUCUGGACCUGAUGCUGCGCGCACCAGUGUCUGACCAGGGCAAGGUACUGUUCAUCGGAGGUGGUAUCGCCAACUUCACCAACGUUGCUUCCACCUUCAAGGGAGUCAUCCGCGCUCUGCGGGAAUACGCCAAGGCUCUGAAGGAGCACAACGUCAAGAUCUGGGUGCGUCGUGCCGGUCCCAACUGGCAAGAGGGUCUGAAGAACAUGAAGUCGGCCACUCAAGAGCUCGGCCUGGACUCGCAUAUUUUCGGCCCUGACAUGCACGUGUCGGGUAUCGUGCCCCUGGCGCUGGUCCCUGGCGAGUGGGAGAAGUCGAAGGUUCAGGAGUUCCAAGGUUAA
This is a messenger RNA of Diaporthe citri, 1467 nucleotides long. RefSeq lists its product as uncharacterized. The transcript has 3 exons. NCBI's taxonomy places the organism in Eukaryota, Fungi, Ascomycota, Sordariomycetes, Diaporthales, Diaporthaceae. Bases 1 to 1467 code for a protein of 488 amino acids. The record is from RefSeq and is a predicted model, not a curated record.